CGGCGCUGACAUUCAAACUAGCAUUCGCUUCGUGUUGUUUGUGGCUGAAGCAUUCAAGGGGUUUCUGGUUCAAAUUUCACUUUAUAUUUUAAGCCUUUCAAGUUGAAAUCGAAGGCAUAGAUCUGAAGAGGAUUCCUGGUGUAAAUAUGGAAGGGGGUUCUGCUGAUGCGUAUACAUGGGAUGCCCCAUCUCAUGUUAUUGAAUCUAUAGAUGACUUUGCCUUGGAUCCUCAGGAUAAUGCUGAUCAGUGGUUUGAUUUAAUGGCGGCUCCUAUAAAUGGUACUUUGGAACAGCUUACCACCCCUUUACGGACCGCAAAGCCUUUUGAUGAAACCCAUGAAACCAACAGGCCCAAAGCUUUGGUAUCUCCUUUGGUCAAACAAGAGGAGACCACAAGAUCAGAUGUUACAGAAAGCACCUCUACAGUGGCACCACCUAAUAUUGUCACGUCAUGGGGAAACGGCAAAACUACUGCAGCUCCUGGUCAGGGCCAGAAGCCAGCUCCCUCUCAACCACGCAGGGUGUCAAAGCGGCCCGUGCCCAGAAAUGACAAGCCAACAGCUCCUACAACACCACCUGUUGUCAAGAAAAGGAGGAGCUCAAUGUCCAGGUCUGCUCGACGCAGCGCUGGUGGUGUGAGGAGUAGUAUUAGGCUGAAGAACAAACCAACCCAUGCCUCAAAGACCUCUGCUGCAAUCUCAGAUACUGCUUCUACCGCCAAUGCUUCACAGCAGAGAAGCACAGAACAACAGGAGUUUGAGCGCAUUGAGGCUCUGCAGAAAGAAGUGGCCGAGCAGCGCCGAAAGAAUGAGGCCAGCUACAGGGCUGCACUGGCAGGCAGUCAUCUUCCUAAAAAGCAAGUUCUGUCCACCACCAUUCCCAAAGAGUUUAACUUCCGUUCAGACAGCAGGGCGAAGAACCACACAGAGGACACCUCUACAGAGGACCACUUGUACAAGGAGGUGGACUUUACCUCUCAGCUCCGCAAGCACCCAGCUUCCCCUUUGAAGGCUCCAAAGGGAACAACCGUUCCCAAACCCUUCAACCUCUCUACAGGGAAGCGGAAGCUAGAUGAGACCGGAACCUAUGUGUCAAUGGCCCAACAGAUGGAGCUGUUUCAGAAACGCACACCUACCCGCUAUCACUUGCGCAGCCGGCAGAGCCAAGAGAGAGGACCGUCACCAGUGAAGACUUUGAAGCCAAAGAUCACACACCCUAAAACUCCACAGUUAAUGACCCGCCAGAGGAGCCGCCCCACACUAGUAAAGAGCACUGUAGAGAUUGAAGCUGAGGAAGCAGAAAAACUUCAGCAGUUUAAGUUCAAAGCUCUAGAACUCAACCGAAAGAUUCUAGAAGGAGCUCUGGUUCCUAAGAAGCCAACAGUGAAGGAAGUGACACGGCCAGAGGGCUUCCAGCUGGAGAUUGAGAAGCGACUUCAGGAGAGGCAUGCCAGCAAAAAGCCAGAAGAACCAGAGGACUACACAUUUCAUUCUAGACCCUUACCUACCCGAAUUCUGGAGGAAGUUGUGGGAGUCCCAGAGAAGAAGGUGCUAAAUCCAACUGUACCAGAAUCGCCUGCGUUUGCUCUGAAAAACCGUGUGAGAGUGGAAAGGAAACGGGAAGAGGAAAAGCCUCCUGCUCCGAUCAGAGCACUUGCUGUGCCUCACUACCUGCCCUUCCAACCCAAACCUCAAGUCAAGAGCCAGAUGGAAAUAUGUCCCUUCUCAUUCGAGGAACGUGAGCGUGAACGGAGGGCAAUGAAGGAAAAGAAACUGGAGGGACUAAGGAAUGAAGAGGUGCCAAAGUUCAAGGCCCAACUGCUUCCUGAUUUCCAUGAAGUGCACCUACCUGAGAAAAAAGUCUUGGCGCCAACCAAACCUGCUCCAUUCAGACUGAUGGUUGAUGAACGAGGAGCAGCAAAGGGUGAACGCUGGGAACAGAUGAUGAAAGAGGAAUUGAAACAACAGGCUGAAGCAGCAUGUUUUAAGGCACGACCAAACACCGUAAUGCAUAAGGAGCCUUUCCUACCAAAGAAAGAGAAUCGCUCCAUCCUGGCCAAUACUACUCAUUCUGCAGUUCCAGAGAGUUUUCAGUUAUUGACAGAGCGGCGAGCUAAGGAGCGUCUGAUGUUUGAGAAAGAUGUUGGCGAGAAGGAAACGCUGAAGGCUCGCAUGGAAGAGGAGAUGGCUAGAGAACAAGAGGAGCAAGAAAAGGAGGAAAUUGCAAGGCUACGACAGGAACAGGUGCAUAAAGCCCAGCCAAUCAGACGCUACAAGCCAGUGGAGUUGAAAAAGAGUGACAUGUCCCUCACAGUACCACAAUCUCCAAACUUUUCGGACCGUUUCCACAUAUAAUUGCAUUGUAGCGUUACAUCAACUAAAUUGUACAUAUUGUUAUUUUUUUUGUUUUUAUGUCGACAUUUUUCUUGUGUUCCUCGACAAUCUCUUCAUAUUUAGAGAGUGUAGAACAUUGCGUCUUGUGUACAAGCCUUUUCUGAGCCUUUGUGGUCUAGUAAAUGCAUUUACAAGGAUUUUUAACUUUUCCCAGCUCAAUUUUUCUUUUCAAACCCCCUGUAUAAGCAGACUGGUUUUUUUCUGUCCUUUUAACCCGUUUUCUUCCAUCUCUCUUAAUAAAGAA
This is a messenger RNA of Xyrauchen texanus (razorback sucker), 2637 nucleotides long. Its product is annotated as targeting protein for Xklp2-like. Bases 147 to 2354 code for a protein of 735 amino acids. The record is from RefSeq and is a predicted model, not a curated record. Gene Ontology annotation, biological process: activation of protein kinase activity; regulation of mitotic spindle organization. Gene Ontology annotation, cellular component: spindle; microtubule. The transcript is spliced from 17 exons. Lineage: Eukaryota; Metazoa; Chordata; Actinopteri; Cypriniformes; Catostomidae.